Molecule: messenger RNA, 949 nt
Organism: Spinacia oleracea (spinach)
Lineage: Eukaryota; Viridiplantae; Streptophyta; Magnoliopsida; Caryophyllales; Amaranthaceae
Exons: 4
Coding region: 155-835 (226 amino acids)
Source: RefSeq, a predicted model, not a curated record
AACUGAAGGCUAAACAAAUUAUUGAAUUCUAAGUAAAAUAUUUGAUCAAACCUAUUAUAUAUCUUUAUAGAUGAAAUAUAUAAAUCUUAGCACCAACCUAAUAGAACACUUCCAAGGCCUGCAUUGAAAUCAAAGAGAUCGAGAGGAAUCGAGGAUGGAUGGCAAGACUAUUGUAGCCAGCGUAGUUGUAGGAAUUUUGGGGUUGCUAUCUACGGGUGUCGGUCUUGCUUUCGAGCUCUUGCCUUUUAAUGCUCAGGCUCGUUUGUUUUACCUAUCUUACGAUAGUUACGAAUGCCUAUAUUUUCGAAGUGCGGCGUUUUUCAUGGUGGUUGGUGCAAUAGUUUGUGUGAUAGUGGCACUAAUUGUAAUUAGCAUUUCAGCUGAUUGUGGGUGUGGUAGAGGAACUCAUUCAUCCUCCGGCUCUAGAGCGCUAGCCAUUCUUGCCUUUGUCUUCUGUUGGUUGAAAUGUGUAACAGCAAUUAUCUUGUUUCUGUAUGGUGGAGCUACGCAGUACGGAUUACAAAUCUCUAAGAACGGAGGGAGUAUAUCAUUCGAAGAUGUCUCGGACAGGAUAUCACCUGACAACCGUACUUGCUUCAUCAAGUUAAAACGUGGAGUAUUUGGUGCAGCAGCUGCAUUAACCUUUAUUGGAAUCACCCUUGGAAUUAUAAGUUACAUUGCUUUAGUUUCUGAAGAUUAUAGAAUUAGAAGAGCAAAUCAAGCCAUAAGAAGGGAAACCACAAUUCAGCAACAACAACAACAACAACAACAACAACAACAACAACAAACAUCUGUAUCCAACGACAACAGAGUCCCAAGCGAGAUUGUAGCUUAAAUGCUUAAGUAAUCUAUCAAUACUCUACUCCUCGAUCCAUUCCUAUAUAUAUUUUGCCUUUCGUAGUAUUUCGAAAGUAUUUUAAUGUAUUAUAUAAAAUUUUAUCACUUUGCA